CGCCCCCACCGUUCCCUCCCGCCUGGGGGUCGACGUCGCGUUGGACCCGGAAGUGGCUUUGGGUCACGAGGCUCAGCGGAGGCGGUGUGGGCUAAGCUGGUGGCCCCGGCUUUAGACUGGACCCCACAAUGUUUGCAGAGAUGUUCAGGCACGCGGGAGCUGAUUACACACAAUGAAUGGGGGCAAUGAGAGCAGUGGAGCAGACAGAGCUGGGGGCCCUGUGGCCACAUCUGUCCCCAUCGGCUGGCAGCGCUGUGUGCGAGAGGGGGCUGUGCUCUAUAUCAGCCCAAGUGGCACAGAGCUGUCUUCCUUGGAGCAAACCCGGAGCUACCUCCUCAGCGAUGGGACCUGCAAGUGCGGUCUGGAGUGUCCACUUAAUGUCCCCAAGGUUUUCAACUUUGACCCUUUGGCCCCGGUGACCCUGGGUGGGGCUGGGGUGGGGCCAGCAUCAGAGGAGGACAUGACCAAGCUGUGCAACCACCGGCGGAAAGCUGUUGCCAUGGCAACUCUGUACCGCAGCAUGGAGACCACCUGCUCACACUCUUCUCCUGGAGAGGGAGCGAGCCCCCAAAUGUUCCACACUGUGUCCCCAGGGCCCCCCUCUGCCCGCCCUCCCUGUCGAGUUCCUCCCACAACCCCUCUUAAUGGGGGUCCCGGCUCCCUCCCUGCAGAACUGCCCCCAGUUCCCCAGGCCUUCCCCACUCUAGCAGGCCCUGGGGGGCUCUUCCCACCGAGGCUUCCUGACCCAGUGCCCAGCGGGGGCAGCAGCAGCCCCUGCUUCCUCCCUAGGGGCAACGCCCCUUCUCCAGCCCCACCUCCUCCACCUGCUAUCAGCCUCAAUGCCCCCUCGUACAGCUGGGGAACUGCCCUCAGACCCAGCCUGGUGCCCUCUGACCUGGGCUCUCCUCCGGCCCCCCAUGCCUCCUCCUCCCCACCCUCAGACCCUCCUCUCUUCCGCUGUAGUGAUGCCUUAACACCCCCUCCCCUGCCCCCGAGCAAUAAUCUCCAGGGCCGAAGGCCCCGUGCCCAGGCGCCCUCAGCCUCCCCAUCCUCGUCCCUUCGCCCCUCUCAGCGGCGUCCCCGCCGACCCCCAACUGUACUACGACUGCUGGAAGGGGGAGGCCCUCAGACCCCUCGACGGAGCCGUCCUCGGGCCCCUGUUCCUGUCCCCCAACCCUUUCCUCUCCCGGAGCCAUCCCAGCCCAUUCUCCCUUCUGUGCUGUCCCUGCUGGGACUCCCCACCCCUGGCCCUUCCCACUCUGAUGGAAGCUUUAACCUUUUGGGGUCAGACGCACACCUUCCUCCUCCCUCAGCCCUCUCCUCAGGGAGCCCCCCCCACCCCAGGCACCCCAUCCAGCCCUCCCUGCCUGGGACCACCAGUGGCAGCCUCAGCAGUGUGCCAGGUGCCCCUGCCCCACCAGCUGCCUCCAAAGCCCCCGUAGUCCCCAGCCCUGUGCUUCAAAGCCCAUCCGAUGGCCUGGGGAUGGGGGUGGGCCCAGCCUGCCCUCUGCCUCCCCUGGCAGGUGGAGAGGCUUUCCCCUUCCCCAGCCCUGAGCAGGGCCUGGCGCUGAGUGGAGCUGGCUUCCCUGGGAUGCUGGGGGCCUUGCCUCUCCCUCUGAGUCUGGGGCAGCCUCCACCUUCUCCACUGCUCAGUCACAGUUUGUUUGGCGUGCUGGCUGCAGGAGGAGGACAGCCUCCUCCCGAGCCCCUGCUGCCUCCACCAGGUGGACCCGGCCCUCCCCUGGCCCCAGGCGAGCCCGAAGGGCCUUCGCUUUUGGUGGCUUCCUUGCUUCCACCACCUCCCUCCGACCUCCUGCCGCCCCCUUCCGCGCCCCCUAGCAACCUCCUUGCCUCUUUCCUGCCCCUGUUGGCCCUGGGUCCCACAGCUGGGGAUGGGGAGGGAUCUGCAGAGGGAGCCGGGGGUUCAAGUGGGGAGCCAUUUUCAGGUUUGGGAGACCUGCCCCCCCUCCUCUUCCCCCCCCUUUCAGCCCCCCCUACCCUCAUAGCUUUAAAUUCUGCGCUGCUGGCUGCCAGCCUGGAUCCCCCCUCGGGGACGCCCCCCCAGCCCUGUGUCCUGAGUGCCCCCCAACCUGGACCACCUACCUCCAGUGUCACCACGGCAACUACUGACCCCGGGGCCUCCUCUCUGGGCAAGGCCCCCUCCAACUCAGGGAGACCCCCCCAACUCCUUAGCCCUCUGCUGAGUGCCAGCCUGCUGGGUGACCUGUCUUCGCUGACCAGCAGCCCUGGAACCCUCCCCAGCCUGUUGCAGCCUCCUGGCCCUCUUCUCUCUGGCCAGUUGGGGCUGCAGCUCCUCCCUGGGGGCGCGGCUCCUCCCCCCCUCUCAGAGGCUUCUAGUCCCCUAGCCUGCCUGCUACAGAGUCUCCAGAUCCCUCCAGAGCAGCCAGAAGCCCCCUGUCUGCCCCCCGAGGGCCCCACCUCAGCUCUCGAACCGGAGCCUGCCGGGCCUCCCCUCAGUGCCUUAGCCCCACCCCAUGGUUCCCCCGACCCCCCAGUCCCUGAGCUGCUCACUGGGAGGGGGUCAGGGAAACGGGGCCGGAGGGGAGGAGGGGGACUUAGGGGCAUUAACGGUGAGGCCAGGCCAGGCCGGGGCCGAAAGCCUGGCAGCCGGCGGGAGCCUGGCCGAUUGGCCCUCAAAUGGGGGACACGUGGUGGCUUCAAUGGACAAAUGGAACGGUCCCCAAGAAGGACCCACCACUGGCAGCAUAAUGGGGAGCUGGCGGAAGGGGGUGCUGAGCCCAAGGAUCCACCCCUUCCAGGGCCCCACUCUGAGGACCUUAAGGUGCCCCCAGGGGUAGUCAGAAAGUCCCGUCGUGGCCGGAGGAGAAAAUACAACCCUACCCGGAACAGCAAUAGCUCUCGUCAGGACGUCACCUUGGAACCCAGCCCUGCAACCCGAGCGGCUGUCCCUCUGCCUCCCCGGGCCCGCCCUGGCCGUCCUGCCAAAAACAAGAGGAGGAAACUGGCCCCGUAGCAGCCAUACCUGGAGCUGGAUCUGACCCUGACUGGGGAGAGCUGAGUGCUGAGCCCUGGGAGCCCCUGCCAGCCACCUGCACCUGUGGACAGUGGGUGGGGCACUACUCCCCACUCAGAGCACAAAUGCAACCCCUUCCCCUACAAUCCCAUCCUGAGCCAUCGCAGGGGGUAGGGAAGUUCACCCCCUCCCCCCCAAAGCCAUGUCACUGAAAAGGCCUGGGGGGGUGGUAUAUGGCCCUCUCCCCAACAGGCGCUAAGGGGAACACCCCCUUCCCCAGGUCUUUUAUUUGUUUAAGUUAUUUUUGCACAAGUGAUUCUUUUAUAUUUAAUUCGACUUCAUUGCCUCCCUUCUUAAAGCCAGCAGGCUCAGUUUACAAACCUGUGAGCUACUGUUGGCUGCCGCCCUCCUUCCCAGUGAAAGGUACAAAGCAAUAAGCAUCAUGCAUCCUCCCCUCGCCCUCCAACACCCUCUGCCUCUGGCUCAGGUUGCUCAAAGCACAGAUCCCCUCGCACCCCGGCCCCAGGUCUGAAACACAUAGCCUCAUUUCAAGGUGUAGCCAGGUUCCCUCCACUUUCCUCUGGGAUAUGAAAAGGGGUUAAGGGGGCAAAGAGCGCCUCGGGCCUCUCCUCCCACACACACUACACUGCCCCUUCUCCCCCAUCAAAACGCUCAGAGACGUUGUGAUGAUGCGACUGAGGAUUAUGCAACGUGGUCCAGCCGGAGCGGCCAGCAUGACCAGCUGUCCAGGGGCUGCCUCCUGCCUUUUCUUUUGUAAAGACAAGACCCUUGGGAGUUUUAAUUCUGUUUUGUACUUGCCCUGUGGGGCCUCCACUGCUUUUCUAUGGGAGACACUCUUAAUUUAACAGAUGAGAAUAUUUUGAAACUCUG
Messenger RNA from Carlito syrichta (Philippine tarsier), 3886 nucleotides. It is a transcript of the gene MBD6, whose product is annotated as methyl-CpG binding domain protein 6. The record is from RefSeq and is a predicted model, not a curated record. NCBI's taxonomy places the organism in Eukaryota, Metazoa, Chordata, Mammalia, Primates, Tarsiidae. Bases 173 to 2995 code for a protein of 940 amino acids. Gene Ontology annotation, molecular function: DNA binding; chromatin binding. The transcript has 14 exons. Gene Ontology annotation, cellular component: chromocenter; nucleus.